AUGGCGAAACAACCCCCCACGCGUAUCGGUUCCUUCAGCGAGAAGUGGCCGCCGAAGCCUACAUGGCACGUCGAAGAUGUCCCUGACCUUUCGGGAAAGACUCUACUUGUUACUGGUGGUUCAGCUGGGAUCGGAAAAGAGACUUGUCGGGUCCUGGUUGAGCGCAAUGCCAAAGUCUACCUUGCAACACGGUCAAAAGACAAGGCAGAAUCUGCGAUCGCAGACAUUUGCAAGACGACUGGCAAGAAUAACAUCCACUUUUUACACUUGGACCUCGCAGACCUCGAUUCUGUGCGAAGAUGUGCAGAGGAAUUCAAUUCCAAAGAAAAGGAACUCCACGCUCUUGUCCACAAUGCUGGUGUUCUAUACGCUCCCGCAAUAGGCCCCUUGACGAAGCAACAAUGGGACAUUCAAUUCGGAGUACAUGUUCUUGGACCCUUCUUGCUCACUCAACUUCUGCUUCCCACUCUCCUGCGGACUGCAAAAGGCGAAAUUUCUGGGACUCCGUGUCGAGUCCGUGUCGUGGCAGUCUCCUCAGACGCACAUGAAAUGACGGCGCCAAAAGAGGGCAUAGUUUGGGACUCGCUUCAGAAAGGCGAUGCUUCCUUGCGCGCUCGGAAGAAGCUGACUGGAACGAGAUUAUAUGGUCAGAGCAAACUGGCGAGUUGGUUUAUGACCAACGUACUCCAUUUGAUAACACAGCCGUUUCAGGGCAUGGUGCUGGUAUCGUCAGAGCUAGCGCGACGAUACGGUGACCAAGGCAUAGUGGCCAUAUCUUUGCAUCCAGGUGGCGUCAAAUCUGAACUAAUGCGUAAUGUCAAUCCAGUGGUGGCUUGGAUUGUGGAGAAAAUUCGAAUAUACCCAGUGUCGCUCGGCGUCUUGACCUCGCUGUAUGCUACAACUUCGGAGGAGGCGUUAGACUUGAAUGGAGAGUAUCUGACUGCUUGGGCACGCCGUCAAGUGCCCAGUAAGCAUGCUCAGAAUCCAGAGCUGGCGGCCAAGUUAUGGAAGUGGUCACGUGAUCUCGACGGGCGCUCCGAGUGUUUUGUGCUCAAUUUGUGCUCCACCAUAAUGGUCUUUUGCGCCAACGUCGGGCUACUCGACCUUCAUGAAGCCUGCAUGCGCAGCGUCUGGGCUGCAAUCACUCCCUCAGCAAUCGUGGUGGUUUUUUGUGCCGUCAGAUUUUCUCCACGGCUUCCAGAGUUCGUAAUUCAUCGAUUACACACAUCCCAAACCCUGUUCCAGCAAUUUUUAACACUGCAGGAAGCAGAACAGCUAAUUACCUCGGAAACAGACGAUGAAGUUGCGCCGCAGCUUAACCUACCUGUCUGGCGCCCCCUCCUCACAGUUGUUGGGCUCGCCCAAUGUGUCGUCUGGGUUGCCGUUGCAGCCUACUCAUUUGCCAUCGAAGACUCAGCGCUGUCGGGACUACUUCAGCUACUUCUUAGCGCAUCCUGGUUUUACACCGUCAUGCGGGCCAUAACACAUCCCGCCGCAACUCCUCCAUAUGACCUCUUUACGCUCUACUGUCUAUUCACUAUAACAAGCCUUCUACAGCUAGGGGGAUACGUGUUUGAGCAUGCGGUAGAUCUUGUCCCGCUCCCUAGCUCCGCAAUUCUCGUCGGUUUAGCGUUGAACCUGGCGAGCACUCUGGCCGUUUUGACUGCGGUGUUGACGAUGCCGCUUGGUGUCCCGAGCCAAAGGGUUGACGUUCGACAAAUUGGUAUAACUCUGACAACGGAGGACUACGCUCCUCUUUGGCAAUGGAUCAUAUUCAGCUGGAUAUACCCACUUGUUCGCAAGGGCACAUAUUCCACGCUGGAUUAUCAAGAUGUGUGGCAACUCAGUCCGACUCUUCAGUCACGACCCGUCUUUUCGAAAUUUUCGACCUUCAAACUUCCGACGCUUCUGCAACGCCUUUGGAAAGCGAACUCUUUCGAUAUAAUAUUAGACUUCGUGCUUACCCUCGUUGCUGUUAUAUUCAGCUAUGCUGGUCCAUUUUGCCUCAAACGAAUUCUCGAUUCUAUUGACAAAGAAGUGCCGACACGACGCGACAAAGGUACUGCCUACAUCUAUGCGUUCCUAAUGCUGGUGUUUGUUGUUCUGAAGGCACAAGUUGACCUACAACAUCUGUACCUCAGCCGCCGGGCGGCGACCCGCAUCCGUGUCGAGCUUAUAGCAGCGAUCUACGACAAAGCCCUCAAACGCAAGGACUAUGCUGGCUUGAUCGACAAAGAUAAGGCUCGGGCUGCGGCGGAAGCCAAAGUUCGCAGCGAAACCAAGCAGAAACGGGCGCGACAUGACGAAAAGGCGGAUGACCCCAAGAGCGGGGCCGAUGUCGGGAAAAUUGUCAAUCUCAUGGCCGGGGAUCAGACUCGAGUGUCUACCAUCGUUAGUGGCGCGUUCAACAUCUACGGCGCACCCAUGGAAAUUCUUGUCGGGAGCUGGUUUCUGUACGUUCUGCUGGGCUGGAGUGCAUUUGCUGGAUUCAUUGUGCUCCUUGUUGGCUGGCCUCUCAAUAGCUAUGUAGCACGAAGACGUGUUCGAAUGCACAAAGGUGAAUUAAAGGCGCGGGAUGGGCGGAUGAGUGUGAUCAAUGAACUGAUUGGUGCUGUUAAAUUCAUCAAGUUUUUUGCAUGGGAAGAGCGUUGGAUCCAACGUAGCCUUGACGCUCGAGAAAUCGAGAUGAAGUGGAUGAUCAAAUGUGGACUUCAUGACCUUUUUUCACGAAUCGUCGACUUACACCUCUCAGCUAGACUCAAUUCGAUGUUGUUCAACUUGAUCUGGCUACUCGCCCCAAUAGCAAUGUCCACCAUCUCUUUUCUCACAUUUGUUUUGCUUGGAAACAAAUUGACUGUUGGAACGGCGUUCACGUCAAUUACUCUGUUCUCUAUGAUCCGCUCACCCAUGAAUAUAAUUCCUGCCUGGGUGGUACGCUUUUUGCAGACUCGUGUUGCCCUCAAUCGCAUCGCUGUGUAUCUAGAUGAGGAAGAAGUUUCCGCUCAAGUGUCUUCCCUUAAACAGGAUGCUAUCGUUCCCCAUCUUCAUGGUGUUGAAAAUGAAGGACUGGGUCUUGAAAACGCGUCCCUGCGCUGGAAUGAACUGCCGGAAGAAGAAGUUUUACCUCUCAAAGGUACCCCCCCUUCAUCGACGAGCGGCAACACGACUGCACUAGGAGAUGAAGUGAAUAGGUUUGAACUGCGUGAUAUUUCUGUUAUCUUCCCUGAGGGGCAACUAUCGAUGAUAACUGGACCUACUGCAAGUGGUAAAACUGCUUUGCUCAUGGCGUUGCUUGGCGAAAUGACCCUUCUUCCUGGUGGGCGCAUCGUCAUGUCAAAGAAUCGCUCUCGCGUCGAUGAACACGGCAAUAUUUAUGGUAUAUCCUAUGCCGCUCAGACUCCUUGGCUCCGUCAUCAAUCCAUACGCGAAAACAUCUUGUUCGGGUACCCAUACGACGAAGCCCGCUAUAACCAAGUGUUAGAGUGUUGCGCUCUGCAACCGGAUCUGGAUGUACUUGAGGAUGGUGAUGCAACUGAGAUCGGAGCAAGAGGAGUUGUCUUGUCUGGAGGCCAAAAAGCAAGGGUCGCAUUGGCUCGUGCAGUAUAUGUUCGCAGCAAAUAUGUCCUUCUCGACGACCCACUCAGUGCUGUUGACAGCCAUACUGCGCGCUUUCUAUUCGAACAUUUGUUGUGCGGUCCUCUGCUCGCAAAUCGCACAGUUAUCCUCGUGACACACCAUGUCGACCUAGUGCUGCCUGGUGCGCGUUACCUCGUUCGAAUGUUGGAUGGACGAAUCGACAUACAAGGGGCUGUAGAGGACCUCAGAGCGCUUAACGUCCUAGAGAAUAUUGCCCAAGACGCUCACACCAAGGCCGAAGUUUUGGAUUCCGUCAUCACUGAACCGGUUGUCAGCAUAGAUCGUCUAGACACACUCAAGACAGCAGGGAAACCACGCAAGCUAGUCAAAGAGGAACACAGGGCAGUUGGAAGUGUCAAGUGGAAUAUUUAUAACUCUUACCUGAAAGCGUCCUCUUAUUGGACAUGGGGAUUCCUCCUCUUUGCAGUUAUCGUCAGCCAACUUUUGAGUGUUGGCGAAAAGCUGUGGAUCAAGACAUGGGGCUCAGCAUAUGAACACAACAGCACUGUCCCUCAAGUUAACGAAAACUUUCCAUACCUUGUCAUGCAUCAUUUUGAUCGGGCACCUACCUUCUCUCAUGUGGCUGUCAAGACUGGGUUUGAAGACGUCAAAUGGCCCAAUGCUGCUAAUCACCCGCUUUUCUAUGUCGGAAUAUAUGCUGCAAUCUGCCUAGCCACUGCCUUUAUGACGCUGUGUUCAAUUGCUACCCAAUUUACGGGAGCGUUGAGGGCCUCGCGCAUUCUAUUCAAACAACUUUUGUUCUCUGUCGUGCGCGCAACCUUCCGGUACACUUUCUCUUACCGAGGCUCUGGUUUUCCACCUGAUCGCGAACUUAGAUUCCAUGACACCACCCCAGUCGGGAGAAUGCUCAAUAGGUUUGGACUUGACAUGGAGAAAAUCGAUCAAGAUCUUGCCGCGUCGCUUCAAACCGUGAAUACAUCUCUUGCAGGAUUUUUCGCUUCUGUGAUCACGAUCACGGUUGUUUUUCCCGCAUUCCUUUUUCCUGCUAUUGCUUUAGGCUAUGUUUACUACCGUCUUGCGCUUGGAUAUUUGAACACGGGACGUGAUCUCCGUCGGAUGGAGUCCAACAGCCGCUCUCCCAUUUAUUCGGAUUUUGGUGAACUACUGGAGGGAAUAGUGACCGUUCGAGCUACGUGUAGCAUUCUCCGUAGAACCGCGGUUCUUGGAAGGCCUACACAAUCGUAUCGACACAGCGACCAAGAUGUGGUAUACAUUUUGGAUGACCAACAGAUGGCUUCUUCUCAAUUUCGACUGUCUUGGUGGGCCUGUUUCCAUCGGCAUGACAUGACUUAUGAGCUUAUGAUCUUGUCAGGCGGUAUCGCAGUAUUCAUCACAGCUGUUCUCUCAAUCUCGCUGCUGGAGAAUGAUGCUGGUAUAGCAGGACUAGCACUAACGAGUGCUGUUAAUUUCACUAAUGCAAUCUACUGGGCCUGUAGAAACUGGACGACUCUGGAAGUUGACCUCAAUUCUGUGGAACGAGUGGUGGAAUAUCUCCAACUGCCUCAAGAGCCUCCUGCCGUGAUAGAAUCCAAUCGGCCUCCGGCUUACUGGCCAUCCUCUAGCACUGAACAAUUGGUGCAAGUUGAAAAUCUGGCCGUCAAAUAUUCACCCGAGCUUCCGUCUGUGUUGCAUGACGUGACAUUCACGUUAAGAGCCGGUGAAAGAGUUGGGCUUAUCGGGCGGACGGGCAGCGGGAAGAGCACGCUUGCUAUGAGUUUACUCCGUUUCAUCGAUCCAGUUAGUGGUCGUGUUGUCAUUGACGGAAUCGAUAUAAGCACCAUCGGCGUCAAUGAUCUGCGUUCGAGGAUCACAUUUAUUCCUCAAGACGCUACCUUGUUCUCUGGUACACUGAGGGACAAUUUAGAUCCCUUUGGAGAACAUGAUGACGUCAGCUGUAUAGACGUUUUAUAUCGCGUCCAUCUUCUCAGCGACAGCCCUCGAACCUCUCGAGGUGCAUCCCGUGGUCAGUCUGCGACAGCGACACCUCAUUCAUCACGACCGCCAUCAAUAUUAGAAAGCGCGACGGACGUUUCCCUGCUCAGCAGCGAGACAGAAGCAAAACCAAGUAUUACCCUGAACACGCAGGUUUCUGCUGGGGGAAGCAACUUCUCUCAGGGCCAGCGACAGCUUAUUGCUAUGGCGCGGGCACUGUUGCGCCGCAGUUCUGUGGUUGUAAUGGACGAAGCAACAUCCAGUGUCGAUUUCGAGACUGACGCAAAGAUUCAGAACACAAUCAGACAGGAAUUUACUGGCUCGCUUUUGAUCACUGUGGCGCAUCGUCUCAGAACUAUCAUCGACUAUGACCGGCUUGUGGUGCUUGACCAUGGCAAGGUUGUAGAGCUAGAUACACCCUUUAAACUCAUACAGAAGGAAGACGGUGUCUUUCGUAGUAUGUGUCUCAACAGCGGCUCAUUCGCAGAGUUAGAGACUGCAGCACGCCUGAAGGCUGAGGUAACCGGACGAAUGUAG
Molecule: messenger RNA, 6126 nt
Organism: Mycena indigotica
Lineage: Eukaryota; Fungi; Basidiomycota; Agaricomycetes; Agaricales; Mycenaceae
Product: ABC bile acid
Exons: 34
Coding region: 1-6126 (2041 amino acids)
Biological process (GO): transmembrane transport
Cellular component (GO): membrane; fungal-type vacuole
Molecular function (GO): ABC-type peptide transporter activity; ATP binding; ATP hydrolysis activity
Source: RefSeq, a predicted model, not a curated record